AUGUCAGAAAAAGUCCAUGAUCGGCUUUCUAAGCUUCCCAAUGAACUCUUGGUCCUGAUCUUUCAACAAUCUACUAAUUUCAGUUCGGUAUGGAGCCUCAUGCAUACAUCCUCCUACCUAGCGUCAGUGUUUAACGACCAUGCCUGUCUAAUCGUCAAUGCUGUUUUGAACACUAAGGUUCCGUCCCAGUCCCGGGCUCUCAUACAGGGCGUUUUGACACUGCACAAAGGCACGUUCCUAAGCCGUACCCCGGAAGAUGAGCUUUAUUAUUUCGAUUGGUCUGAGGUCCCGCUGCUGCCCAGCGUGUCCGCAACAUCGUCAGACAUGAGAUGGCUUGUUAGGCUAGCCCACCAUGUUCAUAAUCAUGCUCAUUUGUACAUCGAAGUCUGCAUGCAAAGAUGUUUGCAAAGCAGACUGGGAGACCGAAAUUAUUCCGAGGGAUUCAAAAUCCCAACAUGGACCGAGGAGCAACGUGGCCUUCUGGGAUUUUGGCGGCUCAUCUUUGUCAACCAGCUCCGUGAAGAGUCACAGAAAGGCUCGCUCAGAUGGCCACCUCAAACCAUAGACUCUUUGAAGGGCGGAAUGCGGCGUUAUGGACGGUCCUCUCUUUUUUGCACAAUGCAAACAACAAUGGCGCUCGAUUAUCUGACAGGUUAUUACUCGGCUCCAAAAUCUCAGCUACCUUCGAUAAAUUCAAUGGUCCUCAGAUUACCGCCUGUUCCGGGGCAACGAGAAUUCGGCUGGCACUGUCAACCUCUGCCUACAUGGCAGGCGAUCUCCCAGGGGCAGGAGCCCGAUGAAAUUCUUCGUAUGCAAAUUAAAACUACCAACACACCAUUCGAUGCCGAAUCCGAUCAGCUAGCACCACGACUGAGUAACCAACUGGAAUCCCCACUAGUUGUUUCAGAAGAAGAGCCGGCAGAAGAGCUAGAAGAGGAGCCAGCAGACGAGACAAACGACGAAACCGAAGAAAAGUGUGGUCAGAGCAACCAGGUGGCCAAUCAAGAAGCUAGACGAGAUGCCAAUCAGGGACGAGUUGAACAGUCCGACGGGAAUCUCGACCCUCGGACCCCGAGAUAUUAUUUUGGCCCACCUUCCUCGUCCAGCGAAUCGUCUGAUGAUGUCGAUCUCUUGCCCGAUGAAGAUGAGGAAGGUCGAAGUGACGAGGAUGAGCAUAGCGAUGACGAUGAAAGAAGCAGUAGGCGUGGCGCAUAUAGUUGUAUCCUUCGCGACGUUUCGGAUACCGAUAGCCAGGAUUACGAAUAUCCUGGAAGAUUGGAAGUACGAAACCGUCCAGUCAGCCAGUAUGUGGCACGCCCUGUUCGGGACUUUGGCCCAAAUUCAACGGUAGAAGAAUGUCUGGACCUGGAAAGGUGGCCGCUUGGCCUCCAGUUUUGGGACAGCAUGAUACUCAAUCCGGAAGGAGGACCUGGAAAGUAUAUGCGCUUCGAUGCUUAUGCUCGGUAUGGCUUUUUACUAUGGGAAGAAUGGCGGAUGAUUGAAUUUGGGUUGUGGUCGAACAAGCCUAUUGAAGAUAUGUCUGUUUACUAUCAUAGGUGGUUUCGAUUCCUUUCUCCAGAGGAUAUGUCUUUUCAUUCAAAAUUCCGAUAUUCAUGGGACGACGACUGGCUAUAG
Molecule: messenger RNA, 1635 nt
Organism: Penicillium odoratum
Lineage: Eukaryota; Fungi; Ascomycota; Eurotiomycetes; Eurotiales; Aspergillaceae
Exons: 1
Coding region: 1-1635 (544 amino acids)
Source: RefSeq, a predicted model, not a curated record